GGGAACAGUGUUGUGGGCUGAUAUCAGUGAGCCUGUGCUGUUUGAGGCCCCCAGCCCUCCUGCCUGGCCGAGGAAAGGGUACAAUGAGCUGCUGUGUGCCUUGGUACUUGCUACAGCACCCUGCCUGCUCACACUGCUGAAGCACUUGGACUCAGAAGAACAAAGCUGGUGAUGGGACUUGAAGAAACUGAAAAAACAGAAGGGGACAUCAAAUAUGUGAAAGACUUAAAAGAUGCCCUGGAUUUUGGUGCCCAGGUGUUAUCUGCAGUGAGGUCUGGUUGACUUUCUCUGGCUGUCCAGUCAUGCUUCAGGGGAGCAGCAGCACUCUUUGCAGCAGAGAUUGUGGUACCCAGCUAAGGAAUUUCUGUGGAGAAAAUAUCUGCUCCCCUUUCUGUUUUCCUUGAAUGAAAACAUAUUGGAGUGUUCACUUAAAUGUGGCUUUUAAACACUGGUUACAUCAAAAUGAGAUGCUUGGUAUUCUUACUUGCUUUGAAGUGUAUUUUCCUGCAUAAAUGAACUCUGAGCUCAGACAAACAACCUUAUGCAGUCUCACAAGGAAGUAGCCGUCAGCAAAACUGGUUUAAAAAACAAAACAAAACCACCACAAAGUGGUCCUGGGAAAAGAGUCCUUCUCUUUCAAUAAAGCACAUAGAUUGAUUGUGCUUGUAACUGAAGCUGGUUUUGAAAUUGUUUGCCUGACAUCUGCAAAUAGAUAUUCUUUUUUUUAUUCCAGCUGGUGAUGGUGAGUCCAACUUCAGAGCAGUAUGACAGUUUGCUCCAGCAGAUGUCAGAGAGGAUUGAUGAGGGAUGUGGGGAGACCAUCUAUGUCAUUGGACAAGGAUCAGAUGGGACUGAGUACGGGCUGAGCGAGGCAGACAUGGAGGCGUCCUAUGCCACGUUGAAGAGCAUGGCAGAGCAGAUCGAGGCAGACGUGAUCCUCCUGAGGGAGCACCAGGAGGCCGGGGGCAAGGUGCGCGACUACCUGGUUCGGAAACGUGUGGGUGACAACGACUUCCUGGAGGUCAGGGUAGCAGUAGUUGGCAAUGUGGACGCAGGGAAGAGCACCUUGCUGGGUGUCUUGACUCACGGCGAGUUAGACAACGGCCGGGGCUUUGCUCGGCAGAAGCUCUUCCGCCACAAGCACGAGAUUGAGUCAGGCCGCACCAGCAGCGUGGGCAACGACAUUCUGGGCUUCGACAGCGAGGGCAACGUGGUGAACAAACCUGACAGCCACGGCGGCAGCUUGGAAUGGACAAAGAUCUGUGAGAAAUCCACCAAGGUCAUUACUUUCAUUGACCUGGCUGGUCACGAAAAAUACCUGAAAACCACCGUCUUUGGCAUGACCGGCCACUUGCCUGACUUCUGCAUGCUUAUGGUUGGGAGUAAUGCUGGGAUUGUUGGAAUGACCAAGGAGCACUUAGGCCUGGCGCUUGCACUUAACGUUCCUGUCUUUGUUGUGGUGACCAAGAUUGACAUGUGCCCUGCCAACAUCCUGCAAGAAACCCUGAAGCUGUUACAGCGACUGCUGAAGUCCCCAGGGUGCAGGAAGAUUCCCGUGCUGGUUCAGAGCAAGGAUGAUGUCAUUGUAACAGCCUCCAACUUCAGCUCAGAGAGGAUGUGCCCAAUUUUCCAGAUUUCAAAUGUUACUGGGGAGAAUCUAGAUUUGCUGAAGAUGUUUCUUAAUCUCUUGUCUCCACGGACCAGUUACAGGGAAGAAGAGCCAGCAGAAUUCCAGAUAGAUGAUACUUACUCUGUCCCGGGUGUAGGAACAGUUGUCUCUGGGACGACGCUGAGAGGCCUAAUCAAGCUAAAUGACACCCUGCUGCUGGGGCCAGAUCCCCUUGGCAACUUCCUCCCUAUUGCUGUCAAGUCCAUCCACCGCAAGAGGAUGCCCGUCAAGGAGGUGCGGGGAGGCCAGACUGCCUCCUUUGCCUUGAAGAAGAUCAAGCGUUCUUCCAUCCGGAAAGGCAUGGUAAUGGUGUCACCCCGCCUGAAUCCACAAGCGUCGUGGGAGUUUGAAGCAGAGAUUCUGGUGCUCCAUCACCCCACCACCAUCAGCCCACGAUACCAGGCCAUGGUGCAUUGUGGCAGCAUCCGUCAGACAGCCACGAUUCUCAGCAUGGACAAGGACUGCCUGCGCACAGGGGACAAGGCCACCGUGCACUUCCGCUUCAUCAAAACCCCGGAGUAUUUACACAUAGACCAGCGGCUCGUCUUCCGGGAAGGCCGCACCAAAGCCGUGGGUACCAUCACUAAGCUACUCCAGACCACCAAUAACUCACCAAUGAACUCCAAGCCACAGCAGAUCAAGAUGCAGUCAACAAAGAAGGGAGCUGUUACGAAACGAGAGGAUGGUGUUCCCGCCGCUGGGAUGGCAGCUGGAGGCCCAGCAGCUGGGGAUGAGGCCCCCUCAACAGCUGCAGCACCACUAACACCUACUGCCCUGCAACCAUUGCCUGCCCUGGAUGAAGAGCCCCACAGCCGUGAGGGCAAUAAGUCAAAAGUUGGAGGCGGAGGCCGUCGACGUGGGGGUCAGCGCCAUAAAGUGAAAUCUCAGGGAGCCUGUGUGACUCCUGCCAGUGGCUGCUGAAUUUCUUAUUCCUCCUCUCUCUGAAGAAUUCCUCCCCAUCCCUUCAUUUCUUAUCCAAAAGAUCCAGAGCAGCGUAAACCAAAACCCAUCCCAGCUGAUUGGCUGCAGAAGAAUCGUCCCUCCUCCCUGCAGGAAGCGAUGGAGAGGAGCAUAAUUUAUAAGCUAAUGAAGGUGAUAAGACAGAGAACUGAGUAACUGACACCUUCCUCCUCCCCCUGUCGACACAUUUUUGUACAUCAUGGGCUUAGUUUUUAUUCUUAUUAGUUUUUAUUAUAUUUUGUGUGCAUGAAGAUGAGAGGGGAGUCUGGAUAGAGCUGCAAAGAGCCAGUUAGUUGCCUCCCUCCUCCCUCACCCCUUUCUGUCCACAGGACUUGCUGCUCUCCCCUAUUUGCUGUCUCAGAUCCAGGGGUUAUCAGAUGCCAGAAAUUUCAGACUUGCAAAGGUUAAAACAGGUUGUUUAGGAUGGCUCCAUGGAGCAUCAUUUCAUCACCACUGUGGCCUUGUGCCAAAUAUGUUUUGGAUUCCCUCCCUCUUAAACUAUUUCUAAGUGGAUUUAAUUUAAUGUUGUAAUGACUGAAGUUUGAAGAAGAUGGUGAGAAAGUUCCUUAGUUGGAGAUCUAAGAGGGAAACAAAUUGGAAAGCAGUUGUUGAUGUUAAGUUCAGGGAUCCUAUGCUCAAUAUUCUCAAAUAAUGUUGAAAGCACUUAAAAUUUUAACUAGCGACAGAGUUAAAUGGGCAGACAUUUACCCACCCAGUUCCCCUUCCCAUUGUGCUGCUUUUCCUAGUGUUUGUUCAGUGCACAUAGGAGCAAAUCUUCCCUGCCUCCCAAGGCUGCAGCAGCUCCACUGACAGUAUUAACAACACUCAGUCCGUCCUUGAGCCAGAGAAAGCCUUCUCACCUCGGCGGACGGAGCUCACAGGUGGUAAGAUACCUUUGGAACAGAGACACCAGGCUAAUGUGACCUACCCUUGAUUUUGUUUACUCCAAGAUUUCCAAAACCUUUUUGGAACUCACUGGCCAAACUUUGCCAUGGCAGAAGUAGGAUUUGUCUUCUCCCCUCUUGGCCAAAGAGGGCAGUGACAAAUUGGUACCAAAUUUAUAGAAGUGCUUUCAAGGUUGGAAGUACAUGGUAAUUUUUCUGAUUUUCACUGAAUUUUUUUUAAGAUAUUAUUUUUCUUAAUGAGAAAUUCUGGCUUCUCCGAGAAGGCCCUGCAAGCACAGUUUACAAAUUACUGUUAGAAUGGUUUUUUUAACCAUUUAAUGAGUUUUUCAAGUGAUUGAUUCCCUGCUUAUUUUGAUCUCUUUUCUUCUAACCCUACCUCCUCCCUUGGCUCUGGUGAGGACAGGAAUUAUCCUCUGCCAGCUUGUGGUGAGCUCUGGGAGCGUGGUAGCAUUUUGAGGAGGAGGUGGCAUCCUCAGCAAAUCAUGGCUCCCCCCAGCAGGCGCGGUCAGGCUCGGUUUCUCUGAGGGAUUCCUCCUCCAAUGAAGGACUUUUAUUUUAAUCAGAGAGAGACUGCAAAGUUUCUGUCCCUCCUUAGCAGGUUGUUCCUGUUCCUCACUCUGUGUCACCUGUGUGGAGUUCAUUCCAGCUCACCUUGUGGCUCGGGGUGGGCUUCCAGGCGGGCUGAGUGGCAGAGCGCAUCUCCCGCUGCCAACACCAGCACUCCAAGAGCAUUAAGCGGCACGGGAGAGGCAAGAAAGGUGGUUUGGAGAGCAGGAUCCUUUGCCUUAGAGACUGCAGUCGGUGGAAGGGGAGGUCAGACAGUCCUUUUCCAAGCUAUGUGCCUAAAUACCAGCACUCUCCUGGCGAGGGAGGAACUAUAGGCGGCUACAACACUAAUAGCACCCGCAUUGUGAGGGGGUGUGAGGUGUGGCUAAGCAGGGCACCAGGGCCUGGCUUGUUUGUCUUCUGGCCCUGUAGCAGCAUCAAACUGCACCUGAUUUCACUGCCCUCUGCUUCUGAAGGGAGCAGGGAGCUCCAGGAGGUUUUCUCUUUCUCCAUUCCUUGUGCUCCAAAUGAAGGAGACUGCCGAGACUGAAAGAAGGUUCACUUCAAUUUGUGCAAAGGAGGUGGUGUGAUCUCUCUUUUGUGACCAGCAUUUACAGAUCACUCAGGCUGGUGUGAUCUAUAAAAUAAAUUUUAAAAAAGUUUGUUCCAAGUAAAA
Molecule: messenger RNA, 4756 nt
Organism: Agelaius phoeniceus (red-winged blackbird)
Lineage: Eukaryota; Metazoa; Chordata; Aves; Passeriformes; Icteridae
Source: RefSeq, a predicted model, not a curated record